UGGACGGCCAUUUUGAAAACAUUUUUAUUCGCAGCUGAAGUAAAACAAACCAUGAAAACCGCAAACAAAGUGAGAAAAAGAAAAUUGGAGCCACCAAGUACACCUGAAGAUGUGCCAUACUGUGAGAGCCCAAGUAAAGUUUUCAAAAGUGACCAAACAGGUGUCUUUAUUCCAGGAAAUCAUGAAGCUGAGAUGUGCUAUGGAGGAGAAGCUGAUCUACAUAAACAUGUUACUGGCUGUAAGAAGAAUCCAGGUCACAAAGGUUUUAUACCGCUUAUAGAUUUCAACGCAAAUUGUCUCCCCUCACGUUACCAUGGCGACGAGCUUGUGUCUGAGACAAUCAAAACAUUGGCAGCCCUAACUGUCCAGGUAAAGACUAAAUUCACCAGUCUAGAGAGACCAGAGUUUUACCCAGGCACUCAAUUUCCAUAUCCAUGUUUUAAUGACAGAGGAAGUCACGUGAUGAGGUUAGGGACGGGGAGGGUGUGGCUUGUGAACAAGUACACAGAGAGUGACAGAACUUGUCGUUGUGCCAAGUGUCAAGUCUCUGCCACACCCAGCAAAGGGUGGGGAAUGAUUGAAGUGUUGACAGCCACACACGUGGUGUUUGAUGACAGUGAGGCGAGACAGACCAGGUGUGUUUAGGGUUUUGAUGACAAUAAAAGUCCAGUGGUCAGUCUUGAUGGCUGGGGGGUGGAUGGUGGGGCAAACAUUGAGAGUGACAGGUGUUGGUUGAAAUAUGUGACAUGUGACUUAGAGUUGGUUGAUGAACUGUACAAGAUGUGUCGGCGCUUUGAUGACUUAUGUAGGGAAGUAAAGGACAAAUACUUGAGAUUUGAUGAUGUGGACAAGUUGACCGUUAUAGUGUCACAUCCUCAUGGCUGUCCUAAACAGGUCUCUGUAGGACAAUGGACUCAGAAACAUGAGAGGUAUGAUGAUGAGCAUUAUAUCCCCUACACCAGGUACAGGUACACAACAUGUACAUGUCCAGGCUCCAGUGGAGCACAGGUCUACAGGCUGGGAAAUCGCGCCUGGUUUUCUAACCACCCCCUCAGUGGAUCAAACUCUGAAGGAAAUUAUAGUGGGGAGAUAUUUUUUGAUGUAACUGUUGGUUCUCUCCCCUUGUCUACACAAUGUAAACAAACAAAAUGGUGGAAUAUUUCCCGUCAGUAAACUGUUUGUGUAGAGAUAUGCUUGUCUUGUAAACAUUUUAUUACAUUUAAAUGAUUAAAACAAUUGUUUUGAUUGAUUCGAACCGUUUAACCGUUACAAUUUGCAUCUACCAUAAUGUUUUUUAGGCACUUUAUAUGUUUAUUGUUGUAAAUAAUUUCCUGGUACCAAAUGUCGGCAAAUUUGUUGAUCUAUUCUUUCCAUGAAUUGUAAUUUUACAAAUCAAAUUUCUUGCUAUUUUUAUUUGUUUACAAAAUUAUAAAAAAUUAGAAAAUAAAUG
Physella acuta is the source of this 1450-nucleotide messenger RNA. RefSeq lists its product as uncharacterized. Lineage: Eukaryota; Metazoa; Mollusca; Gastropoda; Physidae. The record is from RefSeq and is a predicted model, not a curated record.